CUUUGUUCAGACGUGGAUAAAGCCCACGUCCAAGUUUAUCUUGCUAUCACCCAAAAGCUAGGUUCAUUGUCUGCGGAAUUGUGAUAAUUUCAUCAUGAGUAAUCCUACCGAACCCGCUGAUCCUUCUCAUAAAUGCUGCGAUGGUUGCACAAUGAAUAGAUCGUCGAACUCCAACACCACUACUUCUUUCGGGCCCAUCACGGCAGCAAUCAACUCGAGCAAUGUCACCGAACCCUGCAAUGAAGGGUGCUGCUCCGGAAACAAGGACCUUGUCGAAGAGGCUACUGAAGAUGAUUGCUGUGGUGGAAAUGAACUAUUGAUCGAAGACAAAUAUCAAGUCACCUGCUGCUCUGGAGAGGAGAAGGAAGCAGCAGACGACGGCUGUCAAGAUUUAUGUUGCUCUGGAGAGAAUGAGAAGUCUAAUGGGCGUCGCGGUUUGUCGGCUUGCUGUGAAGGUAAAGCAAGUCCUUGCUGCGAUGCAUCCUGCAUCGACCGAAUCGCGAUGCGAGAGUGUAAAAGCAAUUGUAGCGAAGACUUUAAGAGUAACGGGCUCCACACCGAAGGUACGGCUUGCGAGGCUCAUAAGAAGCGCACCCGCCACAAGUACGCCGCGAAGCUGGCUGCCUUUGAUUGCAUCUGCCGCGCUCUUAUUGCUCUCGGGCAAGAGUCUUGCUGCAUCCCAAAGGCAGAAUCUUCUGUACCCAGAGGUUCUACAACGAGAAAGUGGUCACCCAACUCAGAUGCAUCUGACGCGUGUUGCAAGCCGCGCCGCCAAAAGACUCCUCUUACAGUAACAGGGGAGGCUUCAGGACGGCCUGCCAGUACGAAACUCUGCAGCGAUGAGUUCACCAGCGUCGUUGGCAUACAGCCAGUCUCUGCUGACAUCGAAAAGGGUUGCUCUGGCGUUGAACAUAUGGUUCUUAGUAUCACUGGCAUGACCUGCACUGGUUGUGAGACUAAGCUUCAGAGAGUCCUGGGAACUCUUCCGCCCAUCACCAACCUGAAAACAAGUCUAGUUAUUGCUAGAGCUGAAUUCAACCUGGACACUGCAAUCAUGUCUCCGGAUGCCGUGAUGAAGCAUCUGGAAAGGACUACGGAAUUCAAGUGCGAGCGGAUCUUGACCCAAGGAUCAAACCUCGAAGUCAUACCCAGAGGCAAUGUCAAAGACUUCCUGGGUCAGCUGCUUCCUCUGGGCGUCAAUGACAUGCAACUGGUUGGCAAGGGGAUAGUGCGCAUCAAUUUCGAUCCAAAAGUCAUCGGUGCACGUAGUUUGAUUGAGAACAAUCUUGAGUACCCAUGUAGUCUCGCCCCGCCUCCUGUUGACCCAGGGUUGGCUGCCGGCAGCAAGCAUGUUCGCGAGAUGGGCUACAUGACCCUCUUGUCUAUUGUUUUGACAGUUCCUGUAUUAGUUCUUUCCUGGGCACCUCUCCGGAGCCGUCCUAUCACUUACGGGGCUGUUUCCUUGGCCCUAGCUACUAUCAUUCAGCUUGUUAUCGCUGGACCGUUCUACCCCAAGGCUUUGAAGAGUCUCGUAUUUUCUCGCAUGAUUGAGAUGGAUCUCCUUAUUGUUUUCAGCACAAGCGCUGCAUACAUCUUCUCGGUCGUAUCGUUCGGAUACCUUGUUAGCGGACAUCCUCUCUUGACUGGAGAAUUUUUUGAAACAAGCACUCUUCUUGUCACCCUCAUUAUGGUGGGCCGUUUUGUUGCAGCUUUGUCUCGCCAGAAAGCGGUUCAGUCGAUCACAAUCCGAUCUCUGCAAAUAUCCACAGCACAGUUGGUUACCAAAGACGGCACGAGUAUUGACGAGAUUGAUACCAGACUGCUUCAAUAUGGAGACUUUUUCACUGUCCUUCCAGAGCACCGCGUCCCGACAGAUGGAGUCGUCAUAUCUGGCUCCUCAGAAAUUGACGAGUCCAUGCUCACAGGUGAAUCUCGACCGAGCGAGAAGCAGGUCGGCUCCAAGAUCAUCGCCGGCUCGAUCAACGGCUCUGGCAAACUCGUCAUACAACUCACACACCUGCCAGGUGAAAAUACCAUCAGUGUUAUCGCUGGUAUGGUUGAUAAUGCUAAACUGAGCAAGCCAAAAAUCCAGGACUUUGCGGAUCGUGUUGCAUCCUACUUCGUCCCAGUGAUUGUAUCCCUCACAAUUCUCACAUUUGUUGUAUGGAUUAGCGUCGGCAUUGCGAUUCAGAAGAAGUCGGGCUCCGAUGCUGCGAUUCAGGCCAUCAUAUUUGCCAUUACAGUCCUGAUUGUCUCAUGUCCCUGUGCUAUUGGGCUUGCAGUCCCCAUGGUCAUCGUCAUUGGUAGCGGUGUGGCUGCCGAACGUGGGGUCAUUUUCAAGUCUGCCGACAGCAUCGAAAUGGCGUACAAGACAACGCAUAUAGUCUUCGACAAGACUGGGACACUUACCGAGGGGAGGCUCAAAGUCGCCAAAGAGCAAUACAUCAUGGAAAACGACGUUGCAAGUCAAUCAAUGAUUCUCAGUUUGGUGUCAAACAGCAAGCAUCCCGUAUCCGUCGCCGUUGCCACCUAUCUUGAGGGUCAUGGUACCACGCCUACUAAAAUCGACGACAUCAAGACGGUGGCGGGGAAGGGCAUUGAAGGCAAAGCUGAGGGCAAAUUGAUCCGGGGCGGUAACGCUCGAUGGCUUGACGCGGAGUCCGAUGGACAUGUCCAAUUCCUGGCUGGUGCAGGAUACACUCUUUUUUGCAUUACACUGGACUCAAAGCUCUAUGCUGUCUUUGGCCUCUCCGACACUGUGCGGCCAGAGGCCACUGCCACUGUAGCUAAGCUCCGGCAGAGGGGCAUUCAGCUGUCUCUCCUCAGCGGAGAUGACAUUGGUCCCGUGCAACAGAUCGCUGCAGAGGUCGGAAUCAAUUCCGAUGAAGUUCGGUCUCGAUGCUCUCCAAGCGACAAGCAACAAUACAUUCAAUCUCUAUUGAGGUUGUCAGUCGGCAAAACGAAGUCUACGGUCGUUUUUGUAGGAGAUGGGACGAAUGAUGCCGUCGCCUUGGCUCAAGCAACAAUCGGUGUGCAUAUGAGUUCCGGUACAGAUGUUGCGCAGAGUGCAGCUGAUGUUGUGCUUAUGCGACAGUCCCUGGAGGGUAUUUUGACUAUAAUCAACAUCUCUCAAGCUGCCGUGCGGCGUAUAAAGUUCAACUUCGGCUGGUCCUUCGUUUACAAUGUCUUGGCUCUCCUCUUCGCUUCUGGCGCACUUGUCAAUGCUCGUAAUGGUGUAGCACUUAACAUUCCACCUCAAUAUGCCGGUCUCGGCGAGCUGGUCAGUGUCCUACCCGUAAUUGCCAUUGCAGUUGGCUUAAGAUUGGCCAAGAUCUAGGCGGGACCUCGAUCAUUAUUAAGUCAGGACAUAGUAUGCAACUAGUCAAAAGAAAUAACAUUUGUAAGUUAUAUCGUUAAUCGUGAACCACGUGAAUAAAAU
This is a messenger RNA of Mollisia scopiformis, 3439 nucleotides long. RefSeq names its product heavy metal translocatin. Gene Ontology annotation, biological process: monoatomic cation transport. The record is from RefSeq and is a predicted model, not a curated record. The coding region runs from base 95 to 3337 and encodes 1080 amino acids. The transcript has 2 exons. Gene Ontology annotation, molecular function: ATP binding; metal ion binding; ATPase-coupled monoatomic cation transmembrane transporter activity. NCBI's taxonomy places the organism in Eukaryota, Fungi, Ascomycota, Leotiomycetes, Helotiales, Mollisiaceae. Gene Ontology annotation, cellular component: membrane.